CGGACACGAACGAACGCGCCUCCUCCCUCCCUCUUCACCCUCCACCGACGAUGGCUCUGCCGGCUGCCAAGGCGGCGCCGGCGACGCCUUUCUCGUCGCAGCCGCACGGCGGAGGCGUCCUCCUCCGGCGACCUUCGUCACCGCCGCCGCCCGCCGCGGCGCUGCGCCUCGGACCCCUCUUCUGGCCGUGGCAAAAGGUGAAAGUUGGGCCCCUUUCGGUUUCCCCCAUGGGUUUUGGAACAUGGGCAUGGGGCAACCAGCUGCUCUGGGGCUACCAGGAAAGCAUGGAUAGUGAACUGCAGGAGUGUUUCAAUUUGGCUCUGAAGAAUGGCAUAAACCUUUUCGACACCGCCGACUCUUAUGGAACUGGGAAGUUGAAUGGCCAAAGCGAAAGGCUACUCGGCAAAUUUAUCCGCGAGUGCCAAGGGCCAAUAAAGUCUCCAGAUGAUGUGAUUAUCGCAACUAAGUUUGCCGCAUAUCCUUGGCGACUGACGUCAGGCCAGUUUGUCAACGCCUGCAAGUCAUCAUUAGAAAGGUUACAGAUCGAUCGGCUCGGAAUAGGGCAGCUGCAUUGGUCUACUGCUAACUACGCACCUCUGCAGGAGCGCGCUCUCUGGGACGGUCUAGUUGAAAUGUAUGACAAGGGUCUUGUCCGGGCCGUGGGUGUGAGCAAUUACGGGCCGAAGCAGCUUCUGAAGAUCCACAGCUACCUAGCAUCCAGAGGUGUUCCCCUGAGCUCAGCUCAGGUGCAGUUCUCUCUGCUGAGCAUGGGCGAUGAGCAGAUGGAGCUGAAAACCGUGUGCGAUUCCCUGGGUGUUCGGCUAAUCGCUUAUAGCCCUCUUGGGUUGGGCAUGCUCACCGGGAAAUAUGACGCCUCUAACCUUCCAAAUGGGCCAAGAUCUGUGUUGUUCCGGCAGAUUCUUCCUGGGCUGGAAUCCCUGCUGUCUUGCUUGAAGAGUAUUGCCGACCGAAAGGGCAAGACCAUGUCCCAGGUGGCUAUAAACUGGUGCAUUUGCAACGGCGCAAUUCCGAUUCCGGGCGUGAAAACAGUCAGACAUGUGGAGGACAACCUGGGUGCGCUCGGCUGGAGGCUGAGCCCUGAUGAGAUCUCAGAGCUGGAAGCCGCGGCGAUGGAGUGCCCGAAGAAGAUGGUUCAGAACAUAUUUCAGACCGCGUGAGCAAACUGGAAACUGCAGUAACGCCAAUAUUAAACAUGGCAGCAACCUGAAAUAAAGAGCAGAGAGAGAUACCCUUCGAUUUGUGCAGAAAGGAGACAUGUUGCUUUCUCUUCUCUGCCUAGUUCAGAGUUCAGUUCAGAACUUCCGACUUCAGAGUCCCUGACUGGAUAUCUUAGAGCUUUAGCUGAUUGCUGAAACAGCAUUCUGGUGUUGGUAUGGACAGCAACUAGUCACAGUAAA
Messenger RNA from Triticum dicoccoides, 1418 nucleotides. Its product is annotated as pyridoxal reductase, chloroplastic-like. The transcript is spliced from 8 exons. The record is from RefSeq and is a predicted model, not a curated record. Lineage: Eukaryota; Viridiplantae; Streptophyta; Magnoliopsida; Poales; Poaceae. Gene Ontology annotation, cellular component: cytoplasm. Bases 51 to 1178 code for a protein of 375 amino acids.